Messenger RNA from Batrachochytrium dendrobatidis JAM81, 2628 nucleotides. RefSeq lists its product as uncharacterized. The record is from RefSeq and is a predicted model, not a curated record. Gene Ontology annotation, cellular component: aggresome; peroxisome. Gene Ontology annotation, biological process: protein autoubiquitination; negative regulation of centriole replication. Bases 1 to 2628 code for a protein of 875 amino acids. Gene Ontology annotation, molecular function: tumor necrosis factor receptor binding; ubiquitin protein ligase activity; zinc ion binding. Lineage: Eukaryota; Fungi; Chytridiomycota; Chytridiomycetes; Rhizophydiales. The transcript is spliced from 10 exons.
AUGUCUGCAGCCAUUGAAGCCGCUGUACUCACUCCUGCUUCGGAUACACAAUCCAUAACACAUUCAACUUGUACGAGGCCCAGUUUAUCUACUCACACUCUAGGCUCAGAAAUGGCAUUCUUAAACCCAUCUAGAAAGCAACCAACACAACCUACCAAACUUCCUCCUCAGUUUGAAGACUUUCUUCAAAAACCUGUCAUGUGUCCAGGAUGCUCUAAAGUCGGAUGUGAAUCCUGCGUCAAGAAAUGGCUCCAGGAGGAAAAAAGUCAAUGUCCGCACUGUCGAGCUCCGUUAAAUCCAUCUCAGCUUGUUCACUGUCGAUUCAUGGACGAUCUGGCACAGCAAUUGAAUCUGCUUGCGUUUGCAUCUCCAAAUUCCACCCAAGACGUAUGUCCCGAUCACUCUGCACCCAUGUACUACUACUGUCACGAUUGCCAAGAAGGUCUGUGUGCUGACUGUGCGGUGAUUGAAACAAAGCACAAGAAUCAUUCAUUUGAACAUCUCCAUGCAGUAUAUAGACGCCAUCGAGCAAAAAUUGACGAACGUGCAAAACUCUUGUAUUCUCGGUUUAAUCAAUAUGGCGAGUUGCUGGCAUAUUUAGACGACCAUGCACUUGCCAUUUCUCAUGCACGACAAACUGCAUUGGCAGUACAUCAAACUUUAUGGGAAGAAGAUGUGGAAAGUAUUGUCAAGCAAGAAACAUUCCACAUGUCUCUUCUUUCAGAAUGCAAGCAAAAACUUAAUCCAAGCCCCAUAAGCGAAUUUAAUAUCCCACCCGAAUCAAUGGAGUUUGAUAGCUCUACCAUUCCUGCUUAUGAUCACGGUGUAUUUCUUAUUACCAAUUUCAAGUCAAAAAUGCAAUUUUCAUCGCCCAUCUACUCGGACACCAUUUCAGUAUCUGGACUUGAGUGGCGACUAAAAGUUUAUUGUUCUGGAAAUGGAGUAUGUAGAAAUGAGUCUUUAUCAGUGUUUGUUGAGCUAGUAAAGGGUGUGGCUCAGCCAUCCAAGUAUCAAUACCGUGUGGAUCUGAUCAAUCAAUCUCGGGGAGUGAUAAAGAAACGAAAUAUCUCGCGCGAAUUCAAGUCCGAGUUUUCUGUAGGCGAGUGCUGGGGAUAUAAUCGUUUCUACAAUUUGGAUCUUAUUGAACAGGAGGGAUUUUAUGACUCUGACAGUGAUUCUAUCAAAUUGGUUUUUUACGUGCGCGCUCCCACUUAUGCUCAAAAGUGUCGUGAUUUAGAAUUUUACAUAUCCAAUCUCAAGCUGCAUCAUGACAAUACGCCCCGCAUCAACGAAUCAACCACAGUAAAGGCAAACGUCUCGAAUACGACCGAAUUGAACCCUGACCAAACAACAAGUGAUGCCAUGUUACCCGAGUGUGAUAUCACUGAAAUGGGUGAGCAUUCACAUGGACUGGAGCGUGCUGUUACUGUGCAAAUGCCUGUAUAUACUAGUGUAGCAUAUGCUCCUUCCGCUGAGCCUCCUACUGAUGCCAAUACUCAAAUGCCUUUAACUGGAGUAGAAACAUCACUUUCUCACCAUCCAACUUUACAUGAAAACACUGCCAACUGUAACUUUCCCACUACACGACCGCUGAAUUAUCAUUCUAGUUUGCAACAACUCAGAUCUGAAAUGACCGAGUUUGAGGAUUUUCUCGGUACAGUGACAAACGAAAUUGAGUUGUUUGACACUAUUGUAAAAUCAACACCAAAAGAAUUAAAGUUGGAUUGGACGGAUGAGUCUAUAGAAUCCGAGGUUGGCCAGCAAGUGACUUUACCCCCACCUGCUGCAUCCAGGUCUUUUAUAACAUCUGGCUCUCAUAGCGAUGCUGGCUCGCCAUACUUGUUUUCAAAUACAAAUCAAGCCAAAUAUAAUUCAUAUGUUGAAUCCAGUACAAAAUCACGCACAGUUCCAAGAUCCAGCACAUCAUCUCAUUCAGCAACUCGACCCAACUGUCCAUCGACUCAGUCCAUUACCUAUGAUAUUCCUUCAUUGGACAGCACAUUAUUGCGGUUAAAUGCGAAUGAUUCUACUAGCAAUACAUCACCAUUGAAUGAGAUGCGCAAGAUUGAUUCACGAGACGGACUAAACCUGGUUCAAUACGCUGCGUUGCGCGAUUUAAUCAUGACAAGAUCAUCAGCAUUGUUGAACGAGUCUGAUGCUAUUUUGAGUCGAUUUCCUGGACUAUGUAGUCUGAAUACAACUGGUGACGAUUCAUAUUUACAAGAUUCAUCUUGGAUAAAUCCGAGACGAGAGCAUAAUGAUAUGGGCCAUCAGGAUGUCAGUUCGAUCAUAUGGGCAGCGAAUGGCAGUUUGGACGAGUCAGGGAUAGAUGGAGCGAUUGAUUCACUUGAAGAUGAUGCGAGUAUUUCACCAGCUAGUCAAGUUGAUCAAAGUGAAGAUAGCGAAGAUAGUGAAGAUCAGUACAGAGAUGUUCAUUCUGAUACGUACGACGACAUGACAGAGCUGGAAGACGAGACGCAGGUUUAUAACAGUGAUGCUGAGCAUCGUCAUGGUGCUGAACUGUACAGCCUAGACUUUUCCGAGAUUCUAAACGAGACCACACUAUCUCCAUAUUCAUUAGAUCGACGUGGAUAUUCAUAUCCUACACUUGCAGGCAAUGAAGAUUAA